AUGCAUCCCACUUCACUUGUAAUAACCUCAAGCCUAAUUAUUAUUUUUGCACUAUUAGCCUACCCCCUACUCUCAACCCUCUCCCCCCGCACCCAGACCCCCGCCUGAGCUGUUUCUCACGUAAAAACAGCAGUAAAACUAGCUUUCUUCGUGAGUCUCCUACCACUGUUCAUGUUCUUUAAUGAGGGCACAGAAACGAUUAUUACCUCAUGAAGUUGAAUAAACACGACCUGCUUUGAUAUUAAUAUUAGCCUUAAAUUUGACCAUUACUCCAUCAUCUUUACCCCAAUUGCCCUUUAUGUAACAUGAUCAAUCCUAGAAUUUGCAUCCUGGUAUAUACACGCAGACCCCAAUAUAAACCGUUUCUUCAAAUAUCUUCUAGUUUUCCUCAUCGCCAUAGUCAUUCUAGUAACAGCCAAUAAUAUAUUUCAACUAUUUAUUGGAUGAGAGGGGGUUGGCAUUAUGUCAUUUCUUCUUAUUGGGUGAUGAUACGGACGAGCUGAUGCUAAUACCGCCGCUCUUCAAGCCGUCAUCUACAACCGUGUGGGAGAUAUCGGCCUAAUUUUUGCUAUAGCAUGAAUAGCUAUAAACCUAAACUCGUGAGAAAUACAACAAAUUUUUGCAGCUUCUAAAGACUCCGAUCUCACCUUCCCUCUCUUAGGACUAAUUCUUGCCGCAACCGGCAAGUCCGCCCAAUUCGGGCUCCAUCCAUGGCUUCCCUCGGCCAUGGAGGGUCCUACGCCGGUCUCUGCCCUACUACACUCCAGCACUAUAGUUGUUGCUGGUAUUUUUUUACUUGUACGAAUAAGCCCACUACUAGAGGGGAAUCAAACUGCCCUGACCACCUGCCUCUGCCUUGGAGCCCUAACCACCCUAUUUACAGCCACCUGUGCUUUAACUCAAAAUGAUAUCAAAAAAAUCAUUGCCUUCUCAACAUCAAGCCAGCUAGGCCUAAUGAUAGUAACUAUCGGACUAAAUCAACCCCAGCUCGCUUUCCUACACAUUUGUACACAUGCCUUUUUCAAGGCAAUACUUUUCCUCUGCUCAGGCUCAGUAAUCCACAGCUUAAAUGACGAACAAGACAUCCGUAAAAUGGGAGGAAUACAUCACCUCACCCCCUUUACCUCUUCCUGUCUAACGAUUGGGAGCCUUGCUCUUACAGGCACCCCGUUCCUCGCAGGGUUCUUCUCAAAAGACGCAAUCAUUGAAGCCCUAAACACAUCACACCUAAACGCCUGAGCCCUCGUUCUUACCCUAUUAGCCACCUCCUUUACAGCAAUCUAUAGCCUUCGAGUAGUCUUUUUUGUAUCAAUGGGCCACCCUCGCUUUAACCCUCUCUCCCCCCUUAAUGAAAACAACCCAGCAGUUAUUAACCCCAUUAAACGACUUGCAUGAGGAAGCAUUAUUGCUGGCCUUUUAAUUACCUCAAGUAUCAUUCCACUAAAAACCCCCGUUAUGACUAUACCCCCACUACUCAAAUUAGCCGCCCUCUUGGUUACAAUUACAGGCCUCCUCCUCGCCCUAGAACUAGCCUCCCUGACAAACAAGCAAUACCAAAAAACACCAAAUUUAACCCUCCACCACUUCUCCAACAUGCUCGGAUUCUUCCCACCUAUCAUUCAUCGAUUUUCUCCAAAACUCAACCUUGUCCUAGGACAAACAAUUGCUAGCCAAAUGCUUGACCAAUCUUGAAUUGAAAAAGUAGGACCUAAAGCUGUAGCCUCCUCUAAUAUCCCCCUAGUAACCAUCACUAGUAAUACGCAACAGGGGUUGAUCAAAACCUAUUUAGCCCUCUUCCUCCUCUCCCUAACCCUUGCCCUCCUAGCAGUUACGUAUUAA
Molecule: messenger RNA, 1839 nt
Organism: Anarrhichthys ocellatus (wolf-eel)
Lineage: Eukaryota; Metazoa; Chordata; Actinopteri; Perciformes; Anarhichadidae
Source: the annotation of a RefSeq genome assembly